AUGCCCCGAUUUAAUCGACGGGAACAGCUGCCGCUCCACAUCAAGCGCGCCAUUUGCGCGCACCACGUCGAACACCCCGUCCUGCGCCAUGUCGACCUAGCUCGAUGGUGUUUCUCCCAGUACGGGUUGCGCCCGGAUCGCUCUACGAUCGGCCGCAUCCUAAAAACCGCCGAGCGAUGGGCUGUGACGUCCGACGGCGACAACCCGGUGCGCCGUCGGGGAGGCGCCUGGCCUGAGCUGGAGCAGGCCAUGGGGCGGUGGAUAGCAAACGCAGGACCCGCCGGUGUGCCCCUCACACUCCAAACCAUCCGCGACCAUGUCGCGGCGAUGGCCAGGAACAUGGGCAUUCCGCCCACCUUCCGAUGCUCGAUCGGCUGGGUGCGCCGUGCAUUGCGGCGCCAGGGCGUGAGAUGCCGUGCGGCACAGGGCGAGGCCGCCAGCGCAGAUAUGGCGGCCGUGCGCGACGCCCGUGAGAAGAUGCCGCGAAUCCUCACGCAGCUCGGCGUCGCCCCGCGCGACACCUUCAACCUCGACGAGACUGCUCUCUGGCUGUCGGUGCUUCCGCGGCGCACGUACAGCAACGGCCGCAUACCAGGCCGCAAGCUGCCGCACGUGCAUGACGACGAGCCCAUCCCCGCAGCUUAUCCCGACAUCGAACUCGACGAUGACAUCGAUGAUGUCGGGACGCUUAUUAACAGGCUCGCCCUCGGGGAUGCGGCAAUGACGGCGGCGGAAUACGUCGCCAUCGACGACGCGGAGCCCACGUGUGCGGAAGGCACGACACACCCGCCCGUGACAGAGGAAGAGAUGCGCUUGGAGGUGGAGCUCUGGCAGGCGCCGACGACCAUGCAGGCCGUCUACGACGACGCCGACCCCGUGUGCCGUGAAGCGCGCCGCACUGCUCGUGCGGCGUGCGAGAUCCUCAUCGGCUACGCCCGGGCCACCCGCAUCACUCCGCGCGAUCUGUGCGCUCUUUUCGACAUCCGCAAUCCAAUCAUAAUCGCGCGGAUGGAGCGGGCGAGCCCGGGAUUCAAUCUCAACGUGGCGCCGCAGCCCGUACCCUCCCCCGGCGCAACCCCCACUCCCGAGACCCCUCGUCCGCGGGGCCGUGUGCUGCCCGACUGGAUGACCCGCCCGUCCCGCCGUCAGCAACUGCUUGAUGCCGGGGUGGGCGCCGUGAUGGACGGCUAUGUGGAUGCAGCUGAAUGGAUGCGUCUGUGA
Molecule: messenger RNA, 1221 nt
Organism: Closterium sp. NIES-65
Lineage: Eukaryota; Viridiplantae; Streptophyta; Zygnematophyceae; Desmidiales; Closteriaceae
Source: the annotation of a GenBank genome assembly